Messenger RNA from Cydia amplana, 1360 nucleotides. RefSeq lists its product as uncharacterized. The record is from RefSeq and is a predicted model, not a curated record. The transcript is spliced from 10 exons. Lineage: Eukaryota; Metazoa; Arthropoda; Insecta; Lepidoptera; Tortricidae. Bases 102 to 1331 code for a protein of 409 amino acids.
ACCCUACGAAAAAUAAUCGCAAGAAAUCAAAGCUACCAUUUUGAAAAUCGAUUCAAAAUGUCCCAUAACUCUUUGUCACGGGCCUGUAUGAGCACGUCGAUAUGUUAUUGGUGAUUGUUUUGUGUGUGGCAAUGUGUGGGGCCAGCUUUCAUGAGCAGUAUAGAGUGCCCCAGACCUGUACGGAUAAAUGGGAAUCCUUCGUGUAUGAAGACAAGGAAUAUGUCAUCCAGAACCUGCCGAUAACCUGGGAGAAUGCUAAGAUUAUGUGCCGUGGUCACCAUAAUGGAACAUUGGCGAUUUUGGAUACGAAAGAAAAGGCCGAAUUUCUUGCUGAAGCUUUAGCUGAAUCACAGUUUUUAAUCGACUCUGUAUGGGUUGGUGCUCGGAGACAUGGUGGCGACGAUCCAGCUGGCUACCGUUGGGGCAAUCUUCUGGAACUGCGUCGCACAGCUGAUGACAUCCGGCGGAGUAGUCCUGAGGACGUGGACCAAUACCCUGCGUGGCAGAACAGAACUCACGUGCCAGUCCCAGACACGGGCGCCGACUGCGUGGCCGUGCAAAGAGUGUCUCACGAUCGAGGAGUGUUCCUGGACCUUCCCUGCGAGCUGGAAAGACCAUUCGUCUGUGAAAGAGAAGCGCAGACCCGGCAGCUAAUAAAGGAGCUGAAGACGGUCCGGUGCCGGACCGGUCUGUACCGGAUGUACGACGGCCUGUUAGACUGGCACCAGGCGGCUGCGUAUUGCGUGGUCAGGAAGAUGAGUUUAGCCAACAUUGCCACGAUGAAGUGUCUGAAGAAACUUGGCACCACAAUGCUAAAGACCAGGCCUAGCAUCGAGAACGCGUGGGUGGGAGCGAGAGGUGAGCUCGGGAAAUGGAGCUGGGUGGACUCGGGGGCUAGCAUCUUCUUGGCCAGCCCUUACAGCGACGUGGACAAAGCCGUGUGGCCACCUAUGAGAGACAGAACAUCAGUAAAACAAAAUGGCUGCCUCCAACUAGACCGGCACGCUAAUCACCCACCGAUAUUCCUGGAGGCCCGUUGCGAAAGAAAGAUGCAGUUUAUCUGCUAUCAAGGUAUACAAGGUUCACCGGCAUUGCGAACAGCCACACCGCUACCUAGCGACGACUCCUACUACUACGUGCUUGUCAAACAACUGCUAUUCUGGCAGCACGCUUACGAGAACUGUAACAAAAUGAAUGGAUCGUUGGCCUAUCCGGAGACGUCGGAAAUAAUGACGCAGUUGCUGCUUCUUAUGGGGGAAAAUAAGGAGGAACGUAAGUUUUGUUUGUUUUAUUACAGCCGCCAUCUAGUGGCUAGUAACUUAAAUAUUUAAACACCAAUGACACUUACAUAAAACAGACU